Schistosoma rodhaini is the source of this 519-nucleotide messenger RNA. The record is from the annotation of a GenBank genome assembly. Lineage: Eukaryota; Metazoa; Platyhelminthes; Trematoda; Strigeidida; Schistosomatidae.
AUGGUAAAUACAAUUUUCUAUUCAUAUAGUUAUAUCAAGAAUAGUAAAUUUCAAACUAUAUUUACAUAUUGUAUAGUACUGAGUUAUUCCAAUACAUCAUCAUCAUCAUCAUCAUCAUCAUCAUCAUCAUCAUCAUCAUCAUCAUCAUCAUCAUCAUCAUCAUCAUCAUCAUCAUCAUCAUCAUCAUCAUCAUCAUCAUCAUCAUCAUCAUCAUCAUCAUCAUCAUCAUCAUCAUCAUCAUCAUCAUCAUCAUCAUCAUCAUCAUCAUCAUCAUCAUCAUCAUCAUCAUCAUCAUCAUCAUCAUCAUCAUCAUCAUCAUCAUCAUCAUCAUCAUCAUCAUCAUCAUCAUCAUCAUCAUCAUCAUCAUCAUCAUCAUCAUCAUCAUCAUCAUCAUCAUCAUCAUCAUCAUCAUCAUCAUCAUCAUCAUCAUCAUCAUCAUCAUCAUCAUCAUCAUCAUCAUCAUCAUCAUCAUCAUCAUAUAACACGUAUACCAUACACCAUUUACAAAUGCACAUAUAA